UCCGCGCCCCCCCGCUCCCCGAGCGGGGCUGGGGCUGGGGCCGGGGCCUGCCCCUGCCCGCGCCCCUCUUCCGGCCAUUGCCCGCCUUCCCUUCGUCCCGGUCACGCACGGCCCCCGGCCGGAGAGCGCCGCGCCGCGCUGGGUUUUGUUCCCAACUCCGCCUCGGCCCUUCUUUCACAUACCCUUCUCCAGUCCCCUCCCUUGCCCCUGCUUUAGCCGGCAGUCCCCUCCCUCGGCCGUGUUCAUUUCAUACCAACUCUCAUUCCUCGCAUUCCUCACUUCCUCCUUUCAAACUCCAAGGGAAAUAAAAAUCCUCCCUUUUCCUCUCAAACUCCUGCCCAGCCACCGCCGCCCCCUCCCCGCCGCCGGCCAGGCUCGCCGUCCCGGCUCGCCGUCCCGCCUGCAGCUCCACGCUCUUCAGAAAGUCCUGGAGCAGAAGGAGGAUUUGAAGCGGGUCCCCGGUGCUUCUACGGAAGGACAGUUGCUCUUGUCUCGCUCAGGUUCUGAGUCUGCUUCUCCACGUGGCACUUUGGAGUUUCUAGCUGGCACCAUUACCUCCAACGAGUGGAGUUCUCCCACCUCCCCUGAGGGGAGCAACGACUCAGGGAGCAGUGAGGCCUUGGAAAAACCCAUUGACAAUGAUGCUGAGGGUGUGUGGAGUCCGGACAUUGAGCAGAGCUUCCAGGAAGCGCUAGCCAUCUACCCACCAUGUGGACGACGGAAGAUUAUCUUGUCAGAUGAAGGCAAGAUGUACGGACGAAAUGAACUGAUUGCCCGCUAUAUUAAGCUGAGAACAGGGAAAACACGCACAAGGAAACAGGUAUCUAGUCACAUCCAGGUCCUGGCAAGGCGGAAAGCUAGAGAGAUCCAAGCCAAGCUCAAGGACCAGGCAGCUAAAGAUAAAGCUAUGCAGAGUAUGGCUACAAUGUCAUCUGCCCAGAUUAUCUCUGCAACUGCCUUCCAUAGUAAAAUGACCUUGCCUGGUCUCCCACAACCAGCCUACCCUGCUGUUUCUGGGUUUUGGCAAGGAGCUUUGCCAGGCCAAGCUGGACCUUCCCAAGACGUGAAACCUUUUUCCCAACAACCUUAUACUGUACAGCCUCCACUGCCAUUACCAGGGUUUGAGUCUCCUACUGGCCUCUCACCUUCCCCAUCAGCACCAGCUUGGCAAGGACGAAGGGUUGCUAGCUCCAAACUUUGGAUGCUAGAGUUCUCUGCAUUCUUGGAACAACAACAAGACCAAGACACAUAUAACAAACACUUGUUUGUGCACAUUGGGCAGUCAAGCCCCAGCUACAAUGACCCCUACCUCGAGGCAGUGGAUAUCCGUCAGAUCUAUGACAAGUUCCCUGAGAAAAAAGGAGGCCUAAAGGAGCUCUUUGAAAGGGGGCCAGCUAAUGCUUUCUUCCUUGUCAAAUUCUGGGCUGAUUUGAACACCAAUAUUGAAGAUGAAUCCAGGUCUUUCUAUGGCGUUUCCAGCCAAUAUGAGAGCCCAGAAAACAUGGUCAUUACCUGUUCCACCAAAGUAUGUUCAUUUGGAAAGCAAGUGGUAGAGAAAGUGGAGACAGAGUAUGCACACUAUGAAAAUGGACACUAUUCUUAUCGCAUUCACCGUUCCCCUCUCUGUGAAUACAUGAUAAACUUCAUUCAUAAACUCAAGCACCUUCCUGAGAAGUAUAUGAUGAACAGUGUUCUGGAGAACUUUACUAUCUUACAGGUUGUGACAAACAGGGACACACAGGAGACCUUGCUGUGCAUAGCAUAUGUUUUUGAGGUGUCAACUAGUGACCACGGUGCCCAGCAUCACAUCUACCGGCUGGUGAAAGACUAGAGACUCUGUGCCCUGAGUCAUCCAUGGGAUGCCUAUCUAAGAAAAAAGCCUGUGCUUGAGCAACCCCUGCCCCCUUAUACCAAACUGAAAAAUAAACUGCAGAUACUGUGUAUUUUCAGAAAA
Molecule: messenger RNA, 1954 nt
Organism: Colius striatus (speckled mousebird)
Lineage: Eukaryota; Metazoa; Chordata; Aves; Coliiformes; Coliidae
Gene: TEAD4
Product: TEA domain transcription factor 4
Exons: 13
Coding region: 749-1831 (360 amino acids)
Biological process (GO): regulation of transcription by RNA polymerase II; embryonic organ development; hippo signaling
Cellular component (GO): transcription regulator complex
Molecular function (GO): DNA-binding transcription factor activity, RNA polymerase II-specific; RNA polymerase II cis-regulatory region sequence-specific DNA binding
Source: RefSeq, a predicted model, not a curated record